Messenger RNA from Penicillium subrubescens, 1560 nucleotides. RefSeq lists its product as uncharacterized. Gene Ontology annotation, biological process: transmembrane transport; carbohydrate transport. NCBI's taxonomy places the organism in Eukaryota, Fungi, Ascomycota, Eurotiomycetes, Eurotiales, Aspergillaceae. The transcript is spliced from 4 exons. The record is from RefSeq and is a predicted model, not a curated record. Gene Ontology annotation, molecular function: carbohydrate:proton symporter activity. The coding region runs from base 1 to 1560 and encodes 519 amino acids. Gene Ontology annotation, cellular component: membrane.
AUGGUCGAUCCCAAGAAGCCCAGGCAGAUAUCAGUCCAAUUGACACAAUCUCAAGCUGAUGAAUCUGUGGAAAUUGGACGAAGAACUGAAAUUGACCUCACCCUACGCAAUGCCUUUCGCCAUUAUCGGCCUGCCGUGAUGUGGUCGGCCCUAAUUUCCAUGGCCACCGUCAUGGAGUCCUACGAUAUGCAGCUUAUCAGCUCUUUCUAUGCGUUUCCUCAAUUUCAAAAGAAAUACGGCGUGCUAUUAGACAACGGCCAGUACAGCAUCCCGGCUAAUUGGCAGCUUGCUUUGAAUCUGGUGGGCCUCCUUGGCUUAAUGAUAGGCACCUUCGCCAGCGGCUCUGUAUUGGAGCGUUUUGGUGCUCGCAGGGUCAUCAUGGUAUCUUUGAUUGCGUUAACUGGCUUUGUGGCAAUUACUUUUCUUGCUCCUUCGAUCGAGGUGCUUCUUGUGGGUGAGCUCUUAUGCUCGAUUCCUUGGGGUUUCUUUGCAGCCGCUACCCCAUCCUAUGCCGCCGAGAUCUGCCCUCUCGCGCUCAGGGGAUAUCUCACCACAUUCGUGAACCUAUGCUGGGUCAUGGGAAGACUGCUCGCCACGGGCGUUUUAACUGGUACACUAAGCAUACAUUCUCAGUGGUCCUAUCGGUUGCCAUUUGGCCUACAGUGGGUAUUCCCCAUUCCAUUGGUGAUCAUAACCUGGCUCGCCCCUGAAUCCCCUUGGUGGCUGGUUCGCAAAGGCCACCUGGAUGAAGCAGAAAGAUGUUUAAAACGCACCAUAUCAGCUCCAGCGGGUCUCAUCGACACCAGAUCAAUCAUUACCAUGAUGCAACAUACCAUUGAGAUCGAACAUGAUAUGAAGAUCGGGACCUCCUAUCGAGAAUGUUUCCAGGGCACCAAUCGCCGCCGCUCCGAGAUUGCAAUGAUAAGCUGGGGCUGUCAACUCCUUCCAGGCUGGGCGAUUCAGAACUACAUUACCUACUUCUUUUCCCUUGCUGGCCUCAACUCUGGAGACUCAUUCAAGAUUACACUUGGCACACUUUCACUCGCAUUCACUGGGACCUGCCUGUCAUGGUUGUUCCAAACCUAUUUCGGUCGGCGCACCAUCUACAUGAGCGGUCUCAUUGCCAUGGUGCCUCUCAUGUUUUCUAUCGGCUUCCUUGGCCUAGCUCACCCAUCCUCUGGCAUCCUGUGGGCACAGUGUGCUUUACUGAUGGUGUGGUUUUUUUGCUAUGGAUGUACCAUCGGCCCCAUUCCUUACGCGAUUGCCGCUGAGGUCGGCGCAAGUAACCUCCGAAUGAAGACUAUCGCCCUCGGUCGUGGAACUUACUACAUCCUGUCAGUUGUCAACUCGAUCGUGGCGCCGUAUAUGCUCAAUCCAACGAAUGGUAAUUUGAAGGGCAAAGCAGCAUUUCCGGCUGCCGGAUUGACUAUGCUUCUUCUGAUUUGGACAUUCUUCAGACUUCCCGAGACAAAGGACAUGACGACGGAGACGCUGGAUUAUCUGUUUCACCAAAAAGUGCCAGCUCGGAAGUUCAAGGAGGAGGCAAAGCAAUAUCAGUAG